CAUCAUCACUUUCAAAGGUUUAAUCUUUCCAUGCAAAUGCGAGUUUCAGGUUCUUUUUCUCUCAAUCAAUUAUGGCAAUUCAAGUUCGCUUAUGUAGUACUCUCAUUUCCCUUCUGGGUUUCCUUUCCCUCUCCUCCCUUGCAUUUGAAUCAUCAACCUCAGAUGAAGCACAAGUUCCAAAUUUCGCUUUCAGUUGGUUAAAUGACAACAACAAAUUCCAAGCUGGGGAUACGGCAGCCAUAAAGAUCAUAGUACUGGGAGAGUUUGACAGUAAAGGAAAUGUUUCACUUGAUAAAAGUGCAUUCAAUCCUACCCUUACAGUUAAUGGGAAGAGAGGAAAUAAUUCUUUUGUGUCUGGGGUUUUCCUGGAUACUGCAGGGGAUACCAGUACCUGGAGAAUUCUCUUCACUCCAAUCAGGGUUGGGGUUUUUAAUGUCUUUAUCAAUGAUGACUCUUUCAAAGUAUUUGAUUCAUCUCUCCAUUUCGAAACUGUGCCAGGUAAAAUUUAUCCAUCUGUCUGCAUAGCUUCAUGGAUGGGAUUUUUAAACGAGUUUGAAGCUGGGGAGAGAGCUACAGUUUUUAUUGCUCCUAGAGAUGCAUUUGGGAAUAAUGUUUCUUCAACUCGUGAAGAAUUGCAUCCCUAUAAUUUUACAUUGUGUGCACUUUAUGCAAAUGGUUCCCUUGCUAAUGUGCUAAACAUCACUCAUAUUGGCUGGAAUGAGCUUGGUUUUAUUAACAUUGAGUUUAUUGUGGCAAAAGCUGGAAACCUUCUAUUGCAUGUGAAAGGAGGAAAUCAAACCUUGAAUGGCUGUCCACUUGCAUUGAAGGUGAAUCCAGGGCCUCUGGAUGUUUCCAAUUGCCUGCCAAAAUGGAAGUUUGAGACAAACGCUUGGCAAAUAUUUUCCAAAAUGGAAAUUUUUAUUCAUCAACAAGAUCAGUAUGGGAAUCUUGUUUCUGGAUUAUACGAAUUUGAUGCUGAUAUUAUUGAAAAAGAUACAAAUCUGUCUAUACCUGUUGCAGAUUUGUACUUUGAAGACAUGGUACCAGGAAUACAGUUAUUCUCUUUCAGUUUAUUGGAACCAGGAAACUUCUUGCUCACUAUAUCUAAUUUGAAGCAUAAUAGAAGCAUCUCCAAUAUGCCAUUUGCUUAUACUGUCUUUAUAGGUUAUUGUGAUGGAUCAGCCAGCAUUGUCAACGGAUCCGGUUUAAAUGAUUCCGUUGCUGGUGAAAUUGCACAGUUUUCGGUUUAUUUGAUUGACAUUUAUCAAUAUCCUGCUUUUGUUGAACUAGGAAGUAUUAAAGUGCAGAUUGUUAGGGAGAAUGAUUCCUAUAAUGUGCAGCCAAGCAUCUUUCCAAUCAUCCAUGGGAAUGGACCUGCUCAAGAACUCAGCUAUGCUACUAUCAGCCAAACAGAAAUUUCUCCUGCACCAUCUGAUGUUCCAAGGAACAUUUCUGCUGGACACUCGGAAGUUCUGGCCAGUGCUUUUAAUGUGAUUUAUACUGCUGAGAAGAGUGGAAUCUAUGAAAUAUAUGUAUUUUGUGGAAAUAUUUUACUGAGUGGUCACUCAUUCAGAAAGGAAGUUAGAGCAGGUGAGGUUAAUGUAUCUCUUUCAAAAGUUGUGAAAUUUGCUCCCAAGGUGCCAAAGCUUACUGAGAAUGAAAUAUGGGUCCAAUUGAUGGACACAUUUUCUAAUCCUGUCCUGUCCCAACUGUCACUGCUGAAACUAGAGAUUGCUUCAGUCAACAGGUCUGGUUUUUCGACUGGGAUGUUUGUAGAUAAUGAUGAUGGGUCAUAUACUUGUCAAUAUAUGGCUAGAGAUGUUGGAACCUAUGAGAUGUGUGUUUCAUUUGAUGGCAUACGUUUCUCACCGUGCCCUUUUGGGGUCAAUGUGUAUGGUGGUGAAUAUUUUCCUAAAGCUUAUGAUGAUAAAAUUUCUGUGUGGGAGGAUGAGUCUAUUGCUUUUGAUGUUUUAGCAAAUGAUUACUUUGCUGGACACAAUGCAAGCAUUGUUGAAUUCUUGAAACCAGAUUAUGGUUCACUUUUACAGGAUGGACAUUUCUUUAGAUAUACCCCCUAUCAAAAUUAUUAUGGGAGUGACUCUUUUAUGUAUACAAUAUCGGAUGUAAAUGGCAAUCUUGCUUCUGCUGCUGUUAACAUUUCUGUUCUUAAUAUCCCACCCCAGUUUAUUUCAUCUCCGAGUCAACUGCAAGCAACUGAGGACAUGAUAAGCCCCAGAUAUGGUGGUUUCUCAGGGUUUGAGAUUAGGUCUUCUGAUCCAAUGGAGAACAUUUCUGUCACUCUUAGAGCAGACUCUGGAACUCUGUUUUUGUCUCCUAUGCUGAUGCACUUUUGGCAUCCAAUUUGGGGGGAAUUUUCUGUCAAGAAAGAAGAUGAUGAAGCAAAGAGUUUGACAUUAGAGGGGUCUGUAGAUUUGAUGAAUCUAGCACUUCAGUCAAUUCAAUACCUCGGAAAUGAUAAUUUCAGUGGUGAUGAUACUGUUCGUGUUUCUGCCGGCAACAAGAAUGGGAUAAAUGAUUUAGCAGUUCCAGCUUUUGUGGAACCUAUCAAUGAUCCUCCAUUUAUUAACGUUCCCAAAUUUAUCACAUUGAAGGGCAAUGAGGAUGAGUCACUGAUCUUUAACAAAGCUAGAGACAAGUUUGAGUUUUGUGUUGGAGAUCCAGAUCUUCUUAACUUCCCUGGCAAAGAGUCUCGCUUUAUAGUCGCGUUUUCUGUUGAAGUUGAUGAUGGAUUUUUGGUAACCAGCCUACCAGCUGAACUUAUAGAUACAACUGAACUGAGGCUAAUGAAUAGCUAUCAAUGGCAACCUGUUCAGACAUAUGUUACUAUCUCAAAGCGUUUUAUGGUCAAAGCUAAAGGAAUCAGAUUUCAGGGGACAAUUAUUGAUUGCAACGUUGUCAUGCAACAACUAUCAUAUCAUGGUGGAGAAAAUGGUGCUGUUUUGACGCUGAAAUGAAAUGAUAUGGGACAUUAUGGUUGUUAUUCAGAUUGCGCUGACAAUAUUUCAAUGCCUUUACAUGUCAAGGCUUCUGUAAAUCUUAUACGAAAAAGGCCAAUGAGUUCAUUGGCAGUUUGUAGUAAGUGACAAUCUUAAAAAUUUUCUUUCAGAACUUGCUUUAUUUUAUUUGAGAUUACUUUUUUAUUAUUUUUAAUUCUAUUAGAUGUUAGAAACUAGCUUUAUUUUUAUGAAUUAUCGAGUCAAACUGCGUCUGUUUGAAGUAAUAACUUGUUAUGAGCACUGCAUUACUGAAUAUUGCAAAGUGAAGGACAUAAAUUUUUUUGUAUUUAAUAAACUCAGAUUAAUUUCAUUCUGUGGGUGCAGCCCUUGGAUCAGCUGUCAUUAUUGAAUUUUUUAUGGUUCUCUCUUUUGGAGUAGUACUUCUAUCCUUCACAUGCAAAUGUGCAAUUCUUCUUGUGAAUGAAAGAAGCAGCUGCAAAUUCCAAAACUCUAAACAGUCUGGUUUGCGAAAUUUUCAAAAGGAAUCCGUAAGUGGGCAUUGGGAUUUGGUUUUCACAUGUAUUUUGAGGCAUUUUAACAUUAGCUAGCUCAUUCUUACUUUUGUUGAUGAUGUCCUCCAGCUGAACUAGUACAUUUUUCCCAUAAUACUGUUACAUAUAAUUUUUGGAUGUUGUACUUAGAGCACCAGUUUUAAUGUUGCUUGAAUUAUCUUACGCAGUCAAGGGUUGAUUUAUCUGAGAAAACAACUGAAUUCACUGGUGGUUGUUCUCGACUUCUCUCACUCUUCCAUCGACCUUUGAACUUUCGACAGCGGUGACUAGCUAAUGACAGGACAUUUUGGAAAUGGAUUCAUAGCUAGGGUAGAGAAACGAGUUUGAGCUUUUCUUACACAUUUUGGCUUCACUAACAAACAUUUUUUUUGCGAAUAUGCAGCUCUUGCCGUCACUUUGGAGUCAGAGAAGCUGGCCUGGAUGUACAUAGCCCCUCUCAAUCUACUAGUGGUCACCGUCUAAAAAACUCUGCCUAGUUUUAUGCCACUUGCUAUUGAGAAGGUUUCAUAAACAAGAAGUUGAUCUAUUGUGUGAAAUUAUAAACCAUGCGAUGUAGACAUUGGAGGAAUUGAGAAGACAUUAGAUUGUUUUACUACUGUUAUUGAAACAUAUGUCUAUUCCUUAUUCUGCAUGCAAGGAUUUGCACAUUCUGAAGAUGCUUUAACUCAAAUAAGUUUUUUUUUUUUCCCCAAAA
Molecule: messenger RNA, 4223 nt
Organism: Hevea brasiliensis (rubber tree)
Lineage: Eukaryota; Viridiplantae; Streptophyta; Magnoliopsida; Malpighiales; Euphorbiaceae
Product: protein GAMETE EXPRESSED 2-like
Exons: 14
Coding region: 72-2975 (967 amino acids)
Biological process (GO): actin cytoskeleton organization; pollen sperm cell differentiation
Molecular function (GO): actin filament binding
Source: RefSeq, a predicted model, not a curated record